Messenger RNA from Suillus discolor, 811 nucleotides. RefSeq lists its product as uncharacterized. Bases 47 to 595 code for a protein of 182 amino acids. Lineage: Eukaryota; Fungi; Basidiomycota; Agaricomycetes; Boletales; Suillaceae. The record is from RefSeq and is a predicted model, not a curated record. The transcript is spliced from 3 exons.
CAGAUUUUCUCCCUCUGUACACUAUUAAGCACUAACGACUCUCAUCAUGAUUUUCUUUACGAAGAAGCCUAAAUCAUCUGCUCUUCCUCCCGGAUGGCCAUCGCCAUUCCACAACAAGUGCAGCCAACGAGACUGCCACUACGCCAAUAACCCGCAAACCGUCAAAGGUGUUUACCAAUGUCGCGGUGUCCCCGGAGGUUUCUACUGCGAGGGCACAUACAAGAUCGCAUCCACCCGAGCGCGUGAGACAGAGCACUAUUUGCAAGAGAUGACCAUGGCUCGUAGAUCAGCUGAAGAGGAACAGAGGAAACGCAAGAUGUCAGAGAUGAGGCGGAGUGAGAGGGGACCCGAGCUCGGCGUGCGACGGGGAGGAACGAACAUGUCUGACAGAAGAAUACCAGACGAACGAGGUCGCCGACCUGAUUAUGGGCAAGCUCCUCGCGUUACGAGAGGCACGGAAAAUCGCCGACCGCAAACAGGUGUACCAUGCUCAAGUCACCGCCCUUCGCAAUCCGAAAUAGAGUCUGAGUACAGGACUGACCAAAUUCUGAUGCAUCUCUAUCCCGAACGAGAGAUCCGACCAAGAUGGAUAUAACAAACGCACAACACAAGUCUCGCAUUUUAUGUAUUUCUAGGCCCUUUAGAGCCAAAUUGAUGAUAAUAAUGAUUCCUGGCACGAUAUUACUUACAUGUCCUAUGAGGACUACGCAUAUUGUAUUUUACACUUACUCCGUGUCAUGUAUACUUGACGAACCACAGAUAAACUAAAUGCCUAUUCAAGAUGCACGCUGGACUAGUGCUGUUACCUUUU